AUGGCUGAUCGUAUGCAGCCGCACCAAGUGCAAGUGCAUGGCUUGAAGGGUCAACAGCAGCAAGGACCAUCCGCCUCCAAAGUCCUGGCUGUACUCACGAUGCUACCUGUUGGUGGUGGGUUUCUUGCACUUGCUGGUAUAACCCUAGUAGGCACCUUGAUCGGCCUAGCUGUCACUACCCCUCUUUUUAUCCUGUUCAGCCCCGUUCUGUUCCCAGCUGCCCUUGCUAUAGGGUUUGCUGUAACCUCAUUUUUGGCAUCUGGGGCUUUGGGGCUGACAGGGUUCAGUUCGCUCUCCUGGGUUGGUAGGUAUAUCCUGGAGGCUACCCGGACCAUGCCGGAGAGCCUUGACCAGGCGAAGAGGCACAUGCAAGACAUGGCAGGUUAUGUGGGACAGAAGACCAAGGAAGUGGGCCAAGAAAUCCAGAGGAAGGCACAUGAAGGGAAAUGA
Molecule: messenger RNA, 450 nt
Organism: Dovyalis caffra
Lineage: Eukaryota; Viridiplantae; Streptophyta; Magnoliopsida; Malpighiales; Salicaceae
Source: the annotation of a GenBank genome assembly